Salvia miltiorrhiza (redroot sage) is the source of this 1404-nucleotide messenger RNA. RefSeq names its product F-box protein SKIP16-like. The record is from RefSeq and is a predicted model, not a curated record. NCBI's taxonomy places the organism in Eukaryota, Viridiplantae, Streptophyta, Magnoliopsida, Lamiales, Lamiaceae. The transcript has 5 exons. The coding region runs from base 50 to 1144 and encodes 364 amino acids.
CGCCCCUUCGUUCAAGGCAGCUUAUCAAGCAUGGCGAGAAAGCUUUUCCAUGUAUCCAUGGCCACUAGUCUUACGGGUUAAAAGGUGUUGGAGCAAGAUUAGGGCAUGGUUGGCAGUAAACUUUCCAGAGGCUUCGCCAACUCUGCGCAAAGGCGCGUCAGAAGAGGAGAUUGAGGAUUUUGAGAAAACUUUGAAGGUAAAACUGCCGCUUCCUACGAGGGUACUCUACCGAUUCUGUGAUGGUCAAGUGCUGCCGGAUGAAGGUUUCAGUGGAGGCAUGCCGUCAAGUUUGUUGGGUAUAAUUGGUGGCUACACUCUAUACGAUCACUUGGUGAAUGUGUUCUUGUUACCCUUGAGCCAAAUUGUAGUCGACACGAAGAGUAUUAUGCAUCAAAUCGGGUUGAGCAGUAGAUCCAACUAUGUAGUAGUGGCAGCUUCUGCUACUUAUAGUGAAAAGGUUUUCUUUUUGAACUGUGGCAGUGGCCAGCUUUUCGUUGGCACGAGGAAUCUUGUGACAGAUGGAGAGAUGCUGCCCUGUGUGCCCGACACAUUGAUCAGUUCAGUGCAUGAUCGAUUGGGAAGUGAACAGCAGGAUGCCAUGCUGUUGUGGCUUGAAGAACAUGGCCGUAGAUUGCAAGAAGGCCUUAUUAAAGUUCGCCAACAAGGGAAAAUGCGAAGCAUCAAUUUGUUCCCGGAGGAGCCACCCUUAUGCACGUCUGCCAUAACAAAUGGUGUUAAGGUUCGUGCUUCUGCUGUGUUUCUGCCCGAGUUCAGCAACCUUCAAGAUGAAUCGGAGAAGUUUUUGUUUGCUUAUUCGAUUCGCAUGUCUCUUUCACCUGAUGGCUGUGUCAUCAAUGGGCUAACCUUCAGCUCUUGUCAAUUGUAUUGGAGGCAGUGGAUUAUACGUGCCAAUGAUGCUAUCGUUUCUGACGUAAAUGGGGAAGCUGUGAUUGGACAGUUUCCACUACUUCGUCCUGGUGAGGCGGAGUUUGUUUAUGAGAGCUGUACGUCUCUACCUGCUUCCAAAGGAUCGGUUGAAGGCUCUUUUACUUUUGUUCCUGGAAGGUUAGUUGAUGCAAAAGGUAGCCCCUUCGCUGUCGAAGUAGCUCGAUUUCCCCUUGCGCUGCCGGACUACAUCUUCUGAUAAACAUCGUGCCCUGCUAGGUGAGUUAGAACUUACUUGCAAGGUUCUAAUGGUGAUGCAAAUUGAAACUUUGUUAUGUUAUAUGAUAUCCUCAGCAUUCUUUCAUUAGUGUGUUUUAUUCCUUUCUAUUUGUAAAGAAUGUGUAGUUUCCUAUAUGAUAUGAUGCUCUCUGCUUGUUUGUUGGUUGGAAUAAUGGUGUAAUUGCUUUGUACUACUAUAGAAGAUGAGAAAUAAUUUGGGAAUGAAUUCUUUUGGCAAAA